Messenger RNA from Caenorhabditis auriculariae, 536 nucleotides. Lineage: Eukaryota; Metazoa; Nematoda; Chromadorea; Rhabditida; Rhabditidae. The record is from the annotation of a GenBank genome assembly.
AUGGCCGAUGAAGGCGGGAAGUGACUGAAAAACGGCACGGUAGCAAAGACUUCCUUUUUUCACCGGCGCAAAUCAGCGGAAAUCAAAUUGUCGUUAGAAAAAAAAAAUGAAAGACGGAUGAUUUGGUCUAAGGAUCGGUCCGCGGAAAUCUUCGGCUGCUAUCAAUCGGUUCAUCUGCCGACGAGAAGUGAGAUCUCGCAUUUUGGCCAUGUUGUGGCUUCGGUUCCUCGUCUUCUUUCUUCCCAUACUUUCGACUUUGACGGACGCAUUUUUCCUCUCUGGAUGCGGCUGUGGGUAAGCUCCAUUUUUCCACUCAAUGUUUCUAAGUUCGAUGUGUCAGAGUACCAAGUCCCUCAUCGACUUGUGGCUGUGAACGAGUAGCGGCUCCUCCUUUCGCGCCUCCGCCGCCGCCUCCUCCGCCGCCGCCGCCGCCACCUUGUGAAUGUCCUCCUGAGUCCUGCAACUCCUGUCCGCCACCGCAGCCGUCCUGCGGAUGCGGGGGACGAAAACACCGCAAGAAGUUCAUUCACCAUUGA